UCUCUAACUGAUGGUUUUUCCUCGAAAUUUGAAAACAGGAAUCCCAUUCCCUAAUUGGACAAAUUCAUUUCCAGUUCUCUCUCUCUAUUCUCUCUUCCUUUAAAUCCCGUGACCAAUUCUGGAAAAUUCCAAAACAUUUCUUUUUUUCGACAAAACAACAGAGCAAGAAGGCCUUUCAUGGCGGGCUCGAGGCAGGGCAUACCUUCGUGGAUAAGCGCGGCGGCCACCAGAGUCGACUUCGAAGGAAGCGCUUCGUCCAUGUCGGAGACCGUCUUCAAAGACGCCGCCGCCUCCAAAGAACCGUCCUCCUCCUCCAAUUCGAAAUCCACGGCUGACGCCGAUUUGGGGUUCGCGGAGAGGGCUUUCUCCGCCGCCGGUGCCGCCCUUGUCUCCGCCGUCCUCGUUAACCCUCUCGACGUCGCCAAGACACGGUUGCAAGCACAAGCUGCCGGGAUUCCUUAUCAGGGGAUAUGCGGUACUCCAUGUUUCGAAACUGCCACGGUGCUUCCGGAUUUGAAAUCUUCUGCAUCUUAUACGCGUUCGGUUCUUGGGUCUGAAUCCUUGUGCCGUCCAGAGUGUGGUAGCCACUAUAAAGGAACAUUGGAUGUCUUGUAUAAAAUCAUACGUCAGGAAGGUUUUUUGAAACUGUGGAGGGGCACAAAUGCAAGCUUAGCACUCGCUGUACCAACUGUGGGGAUCUACUUGCCUUGCUAUGACCUUUUUCGCAAUUUUAUGGAAGAUUUCACUGCUCAAAAUGCUCCAAACUUGACUCCAUAUGUCCCCUUACUGGCAGGAUCUGCCGCACGAUCAUUAGCUUGUGUUACUUGCUAUCCUGUUGAAUUGGCGAGAACCCGCAUGCAGGCAUUCAGAGAAACCCAAACUGGAGUCAGGCCUCCUGGAGUUUGGAAGACACUGCAUGGAGCCAUUACCCCUGUGACGAGCACAAACUUUCUCCAAAAUUUACGAAGAUAUCGUGUCUUGUGGACUGGCCUUGGAGCGCAACUUGCUCGGGAUGUUCCUUUCUCUGCAAUCUGCUGGUCAACUCUUGAGCCGAUAAGGAGAAGAAUUCUUGGGCUGGUGGGUGAUGAAGCCAGUGCAACCACUGUCCUUGGGGCAAAUUUCUCUGCUGGUUUUGUCGCAGGAAGCCUUGCAGCUGCUACUACAUGUCCACUAGAUGUUGCAAGAACACGUCGGCAAAUAGAGAAGGAUCCUGGAAGAGUGUUGAAGAUGACAACAAGAAAGACAUUGAUAGAAAUAUGGCGGGAUGGAGGAAUCAAGGGACUCUUUACAGGAAUCGGUCCCCGUGUUGGACGCGCCGGCCCAUCUGUUGGAAUAGUUAUCUCCUUCUAUGAAGUUGUUAAGUAUGCUUUACAGCAGAGAAGCCUCAAAAGUGAUUCAAACUGAACUGCUUCAUUUGUUUAGCUAAAAAUAAACAGGGAAAGAAGGGAAAAAUAAUAAUAAUGAUAAUAAUAAAAGAUCUGUCUUUGUCCUUAGGUUUAGGACUCGUGGGGGCCAUUUACUUGUUGGUCCCCUUUUUUGCAAAGAAAGCAUAGCAAUAAGAGCGAGCAGGUAUAUAUAUAGCUGCUUGUAAAUUCAUUCCUGCGUUCAUUGGCCAAUUCCUUUUUUCAUUAUUUUUUC
Morus notabilis is the source of this 1638-nucleotide messenger RNA. Its product is annotated as mitochondrial carrier protein MTM1. The record is from RefSeq and is a predicted model, not a curated record. The transcript has 10 exons. Bases 178 to 1404 code for a protein of 408 amino acids. Gene Ontology annotation, biological process: mitochondrial transmembrane transport. NCBI's taxonomy places the organism in Eukaryota, Viridiplantae, Streptophyta, Magnoliopsida, Rosales, Moraceae.